Eruca vesicaria subsp. sativa (arugula) is the source of this 1647-nucleotide messenger RNA. NCBI's taxonomy places the organism in Eukaryota, Viridiplantae, Streptophyta, Magnoliopsida, Brassicales, Brassicaceae. The record is from the annotation of a GenBank genome assembly.
CUUUAGUGUAUCCAACAAUGGCGGGCUCAAAAAGUUUCUUAGCUCUCUCAGCAACUGUAGUUAUUCUGGCAUUCUUUGUCUGCGUAAAUGCAUCGACAACAGCUCACGAAACAGAGGAGCUAAAGUCUCAGAGCUUGACCAAUACAUCAACGGCCGAUAAGUUAAGUGACGGUGCAUGGAAUGAACACGCCGUUAAAAAUCCAGAAGAAGUAGCUGCAAUGGUCGAUAUGACGAUAAGGAACAGUACGGAGCGGAGGAAGUUAGGAUUCUUCUCCUGCGCCACCGGAAACCCAAUCGACGAUUGCUGGCGAUGUGACCGUAACUGGCACCUCCGUAGAAAACGCCUCGCGAACUGCGCGAUCGGUUUCGGUCGCAACGCAGUCGGAGGGCGCGACGGUCGUUACUACGUGGUCACCGAUCCAUCGGACAACGACGCGAUCAACCCUAGACCAGGGACGCUACGUCACGCAGUGAUCCAAGACCGUCCGUUAUGGAUCGUGUUCAAACGCGACAUGGUGAUCACGCUGAAGCAGGAGCUGAUCAUGAACAGCUUCAAGACCAUCGACGGGAGAGGCGCCAACGUUGCGAUCGCGGGGGGCGCGUGUAUCACGAUCCAGUAUGUGACGAAUAUUAUUAUUCACGGGAUUAAUAUACAUGACUGUAGACGAACGGGUAACGCUAUGGUUAGAAGCUCGCCUUCGCAUUACGGGUGGAGGACGAUGGCGGAUGGUGACGCGAUAUCGAUCUUUGGGUCGAGUCAUAUUUGGAUUGAUCACAACUCUUUGUCUAACUGUGCUGAUGGGUUGAUUGAUGCCAUCAUGGGAUCUACAGCAAUUACCAUCUCUAACAACUAUCUCACCCACCACAACGAGGUCAUGUUGAUGGGUCAUAGUGAUUCAUACACAAGAGACAAGAUGAUGCAAGUGACAAUAGCAUACAACCAUUUUGGAGAGGGGCUUAUACAGAGAAUGCCAAGGUGUAGGCAUGGUUAUUUCCACAUUGUAAACAACGACUACACUCACUGGAUAAUGUAUGCAAUUGGUGGAAGUGCUAACCCUACCAUCAACAGCCAAGGAAAUCGGUUCCUUGCUCCAGCUAACCCUUUUGCCAAAGAGGUGACAAAGAGGGUUGGUUCAUGGCAAGGAGCAUAUAAGCAGUGGAACUGGAGAUCGCAGGGAGACCAACUGCUCAACGGUGCCUACUUUACAAAAUCUGGAACCGCUGCUCCUGCAAGCUAUGCCAGAGCCUCUAGCUUGGCGGCUAAACCAUCUUCUGUUGUACGUAUGCUUACCUACAGUUCCGGUGCCCUUAAAUGCAGGAUCGGUAUGCGGUGUUAGCUAAUUUUAUAACCCUCAAAACUAAGACCGAAGAAGAUAACUGAAUAGCAAAUCAGGGAAGCAAAGAAGAACAAGAACUUGUUUUCUUCGAUCCCGUUUUUUACAUUUUCCUUUGUCUUUUUUUUUUUCCUUCUCUUUUACCAUCGUACGUACUCCUUUCACCUCCUACUCGUCAACCUGGGCCAGCUUUCGUGCGCCACAGUGUUGUUCGACUCCAAAUUGUAGUACAGUGCAUUCUUCUUCUUUAUUACUCUUUUGGCGUAUCAUCAUUGUAUCAUAUAAUCUUCUAUCAAUGUAAUGUUAUUUAACU